This is a messenger RNA of Ylistrum balloti, 993 nucleotides long. Its product is annotated as S-antigen protein-like. The transcript is spliced from 2 exons. Lineage: Eukaryota; Metazoa; Mollusca; Bivalvia; Pectinida; Pectinidae. The record is from RefSeq and is a predicted model, not a curated record. Bases 1 to 993 code for a protein of 330 amino acids.
AUGCCCAAGGUUACGGCAACCCUCGGGGACCACAGUCCACAAACAGAGACCCUAAAGAGUCCAACAACCCUCGGGGACCACAGUCCACAAACAGAUACCCUAAAGAGUCCAACAACCCUCAGGGACCACAGUCCACCAACCGAGAUCACUAAGGUUACGGCAACCCUCGGGGACCACAGUCCACAAACAGAGACCCUAAAGAGUCCAGCAACCCUCGGGGACCACAGUCUACCAACCGAAAUCACUAAGGUUACGGCAAACCUCGGGGACCGCAGUCCACAAACAGAGACCCUAAAGAGUCCAGCAACCCUCGGGGACCACUGUCCACCAACCGAGAUCACUAAGGUUACGGCAAACCUCGGGUACCACAGUCCACUAGCAGAGGUCACAAACGUCACGGCAAAUAUCGGGGACUACAUUCCACCAACCGAGAUCACAAAGGUUACGGCAAACCUCGGGUACCUCAGUCCACUAGCAGAGGUCACAAACGUUACGGCAAAUAUCAGGGACUACAUUCCACCAACCGAGAUCACAAAGGUUACGGCAAACCUCGGGGACCACAGUCCACCAACAGAGAUAACUAAGGUUACGACAAACCUCGGGGACCACAGUCCACCAACAGAGAUAACUAAGGUUACGGCAAACCUCGGGGACCGCAGUCCACAAACAGAGACCCUAAAGAGUCCAGCAACCCUCGGGUACCGCAGUCCACCAACAGAGAUAACUAAGGUUACGGCAAACCUCGGGGACCGCAGUCCACAAACAGAGACCCUAAAGAGUCCAGCAACCCUCGGGUACCACAGUCCACCAACAGAGAUAACAAAGGUUACGGCAAACCUCGAGGACCGCAGUCCACAAACAGAGAUCCUAAAGAGUCCAACAACCCUCAGGGACCACAGUCCACCAACAGAGAUAACUAAGGUUACGGCAAACCUGAGAAGGAAAAGUCCAUCAGCAGAGAUCUUAGACCUUUGGGGCUUAAACUCAAUCUGA